AUGGGAUGUCGCCACACCAUUCAGCGGCUCGCACCGCAUGUACGGCGACCACCACACCGAAGAGCGUGGCUCGCCCCCACACUCGCAUCUCAUCAGGAAUUGGAUGCCGGCAUCGCCGCCCGUCAACAUGCGGAUCGUAAAAACUUAAAAAAGUCUAAGCGGCCAUUCGCAAACUAUUUCCGUGCGGAGUAUAGAACUUCCCCCACGUACAGUCCACCAGUCAUCCGCACAAAUGGGCACGUCUCCUCCUAUGAUACUGUGCAGGUGAUGACGAAUCCAAAUCGUAGUUGGACUCCCUUCUGGGGACGUGCGACUGGAGGUGUGCGAACACAUAGAAAACGACAAGAUGUCUUGGAACAGACAUUACCACAAUUUGGAGAUGAUGGACUUGACCGUACAAUUGAAAGACUUUUAGAACUUCGAUUUCAAUGGGAUCGUGAGGAUGAAAUGUUAGCACCAAGUCUUGUCCCACCGAGUAUGCGUACAAUGACAGAGCAUUGUCUACCAUUUGCAUCCACAUCACAACAACAACGGCAACAACAAGAAGAACAAAAACAAGAGAGUAUAGGUGUAAAUUGUGUAGAGUUAGAUGGAGAGCAGGUUCCUCUCUCUAUAUUUCGAACACGUGGACGACGUAAAGGUCCAUUAAUUCCAAAAGGUAGUCUUGGUUUUAGUGGUGUAGACACAAUUCCUGCUAUUGUAGUAGAUGCCACACGUGGACCACUUGUCUCAUCUCCUACAGAAGUAUCGAUGAAUGUUCGCUGGAAAGCGACCAAUCGAGAAGCUGCAAGUGUGAGUGAAAUGCUGCGAUUACAACAAAGUAUUGGACGAGUACCAAUUAUUGGACUCCCUACACGUUCUUUACUAUUAUUAUUAAAGGUAUAUGCAACUAUGGAGGUGGAGAAUCCAGCUCUAGCUGUUUCCCUCGCUAUUGCAGGGGCAGAACAUUAUCAUGAAUACACUUAUACCCAAUGUCUAGAGUUAUUACGUUGUCUUAGACGUGUUGCCUAUGUUCAAGGUUUAGCUCGUCUCUCUAAUACUUCUACGGAUAUAUUUACACUUUAUCAUGAUGCUACACGGUGUCAAACGUUUUUUGCAGAUUAUAUUCGUGAUGCGGCACCUUUUUUAGCGGAUAGAGUAUGGUCACGACUCCCUGAACAUGUACAACGAUUAACACGACGGAAACUCUUUAUAGAUCUUACUGACCUUCUUAUGUUAGCAGUAGAGAUACAAGGGGGAAAACUUCCACGUAAUUUACCAAAUCCUGUUAGUUCAGCAGUAUACGCUUCCAAGUACCUCUUCUUACGUUAUACUUUACAACUUGAUGAUGAAAUGAUGAUAGAAUAUGCGAAACACAUGUCAGCAGCGGCAGCAUCAGGGGCAGGGGCAAUAGUAUCUGGAACUGGAAUUGGAACUGGAACUGAUCCAACUUCCUCAUCUGAAGAUGUGAAAAAGGAAGUUUCAACCUUGACAUCAUCGAAUCAAAAUCAAAAUCAACAAUUAACAACAUCACAUGAUCAAGAAGAUGAAGAAUGUGAAGUAUCAUCUACUACAAAACCAUUUAUUGUAUGGCUUUGUGUUUCAUUUUUUGUCCGUCUUAUCGCAGAAGCGGUUGGGGAUGUUCUUCGUCAUGUGGAAAUAUCAUUAAAACAACAUGUUCAGUUAGCAAAAGAGUAUGAAGCUACCGCCACUUGGGGUGGAUCUAGACUUCAACGAUUAAAGGCAGAAACGAAUCUUCAACGCCAUUUGGAUCGUAUAGCUGCACCUUUUCCCCGUCAUAGUAUAUAUCAACGAAUAGGGAGAAAAACACCAAAAACAUUACGUCUCCGUCUUAUUCCAUUAGAUGUCUUUUUGGAUACUUUUCGCCGUACUCGACAGGCCCCUAUUCCCACUAAAGAUAGACGUAUUCUUGGACAUGUGGAAUCUCCCUUUGCAACUGUGUUAAGUCGAUCCGCACUGGCUGAAAAACAUAUUCGUCGGGCUUGUGAUGUACUGGACUGGGCGGCAAUGAUGUUAACACACUGUACAAACAUCGUUAAACGGGUCCCUACACCAGUAAAGCGAGCACAACGAUUAGACAAUUCUGCAGAACCAACAAUGACAUCAUCAUCAUCAACACAUUCUUCUUGUUCUUCUUGUUCUUGUUCACGUUUAGAGGGAAUGGAUGAUCGUUUUGUGUGGUGUGAGGCGUUAGUACGUUCACGUGUUCAGAAUGAUAUCGAUUCUCUCUUUAUUUACGUUCCCUGGCAAGGUCUGGAGGAACAAAUGCAAACCCUCGCAGGAGAGAAGACACGAGAUAAUGUUGAAGAAAAAAAGACGGAAAAGGAAGUAAAGGAUAUGGCUUGUGUACCAGAUGCGUGUUUUCUUCUUGAUCUUUUGGCUACUACACCAUCAUCAGAGAGUGGGGAUAGUCGAAAUAGCAGCAGCAGUAUUGUUCAAGGAUCAAAAGGAGAGGAAAAACAAAUUACUGGUUCUACGACUGCAGAACAAAAGGCACAGAAAAUGCUAGAAGCUCUGCAAGAGAGUGUUGAGAGAUUUCAACUGGCUGUCUCCAACUUGAUAGACGCUCAGGAAGAGUACUUUUUAAUAGUGUAG
Molecule: messenger RNA, 2595 nt
Organism: Trypanosoma theileri
Lineage: Eukaryota; Euglenozoa; Kinetoplastea; Trypanosomatida; Trypanosomatidae
Exons: 1
Coding region: 1-2595 (864 amino acids)
Source: RefSeq, a predicted model, not a curated record